This is a messenger RNA of Hippopotamus amphibius kiboko, 1203 nucleotides long. Its product is annotated as glutathione S-transferase Mu 1-like. The record is from RefSeq and is a predicted model, not a curated record. Lineage: Eukaryota; Metazoa; Chordata; Mammalia; Artiodactyla; Hippopotamidae. Gene Ontology annotation, biological process: glutathione metabolic process. Gene Ontology annotation, molecular function: glutathione transferase activity. The transcript has 8 exons. Bases 97 to 753 code for a protein of 218 amino acids.
GCCUCACUCAGGCCCCACCCAGGCUUGACUCAGGCACCCGGAUGAACUUCCACCUCGCCAGUGCCGAGCGGGUGCCGCGAUCCACGCAGCUUGACCAUGGCAAUGAUCCUGGGCUACUGGGACAUCCGCGGGCUGGCUCACGCCAUCCGCCUGCUCCUGGAGUACACGGGCUCAGACUAUGAGGAGAAGAAGUACACGAUGGGGGACGCUCCCGACUAUGACAGAAGCCAGUGGCUGAGUGAAAAAUUCAAGCUGGGCCUGGACUUCCCCAAUCUGCCCUACUUAAUUGACGGGGCUCACAGGCUCACCCAGAGCAAGGCCAUCCUUCGCUACAUUGCUCGCAAGCACAACAUGUGUGGGGAGACAGAGGAGGAGAAGAUUCGCAUGGACGUAUUGGAGAACCAGGUUAUGGACACUGCUAAUGACUUGGCCAGGAUCUGCUACAGCCCUGACUUCGAGAAACUGAAGCCUGGUUACUUGAAGGAGAUUCCUGAAAGGAUGAAGCUCUUCUCAGAGUUUCUGGGGAAGCGGCCUUGGUUUGCAGGGGACAAGCUCACCUACGUGGAUUUCCUGGCUUAUGACGUCCUUGACCUGUACCGCAUAUUUGAGCCCAAGUGCCUGGAUGAAUUUCCAAACCUGAAAGACUUCCUCACCCGUUUUGAGGGCCUGAAGAAAAUCUCCGCCUACAUGAAGUCCAGCCGCUUCCUCCCACACCCUGUGUAUUCAAAGAUAGCCGUGUGGGGCAACAAGUAGUGCCCUGGAAGGCGGGAGAUGGAGUGAGGAGCCAGUGCUGUGCUUGCUGUGCCAGGGCCCUGGAGAACAGCUGGACCUCCCCGCACCCCAGGACCAGAUGUCUUGUUUUCUCCUCCUUUCUUUCCAUUUGCCCCCACUCAGGCCUUAUUUGGCCCCUAACCCUUUCCCAAUCCCAUUCAUCCAGGAUCUUUGCAGCUCUACAGCACCCCACGCUUCUUCAGUGAAGUGACCCCCUGAUGUUAUCCUUUCUGCUUUGAAGCCAACCAGACUAUCCUUCCUUGCUGUGGUUGCUUCUGCUGUGAGUGGCUUCCCCAGACCGCUGGCCUGUAGGGCUCAGGCCUGAGCUCCCAGCACUUCCCUGAAGACCAGAAUUGGCCUGGUGUGCGGGCCCUGGUCCCCCAGCAUGGUCCCUGCCCAGCCCUGCUGAUCACCAAUAAAGCCUUAGUCACA